This is a messenger RNA of Schistosoma curassoni, 1572 nucleotides long. Lineage: Eukaryota; Metazoa; Platyhelminthes; Trematoda; Strigeidida; Schistosomatidae. The record is from the annotation of a GenBank genome assembly.
UAUCAUCAUUGUUUAUUAUUAUUAUUAUCCAAUUGAAAUUCAUUAAUGAAAGAUUAUUAUUUAUAAUCAUUUGAGGAAAACUACUUCGUUAAUUAUCUUUCUUUCACUUUCAAUUUUGUUGAUAAAUCCAAUUUGUACAGUGUUUACUUCAAGUUAACAUAAACAAUCACUAAUAACAAUAAUAAAAUGGUAUUAAGAAAAAAGAAAACAACACCAACACCUGCUACUUCACCUGCUUCGGCAACAAAAUCACCGACAUCAAUAGACACAACACCAACAUUGGUAGAUAUGAAUCAAUCACAAAUAAAAUAUUCCAGUUUUAAAGUUUUUAUUGAAUAUUGCGUAGAAAUUGAUGCUAAUCAAACAUUUACUUCACAACAUUUAGAUGCACCUGUAUCAGUUAAACAUGGAAUAGUGAAAUUUGUCAAUAUAGACAGAAGUUUAUUAUUAAUGUUAACAACGAAAGAAAUGUUCUUAGAUAAACCAUUAUGGUGGCCUGGUACAUCAGAAUUAUGUAUUAAUUAUGAACAAUUACAUGAUAUAAUUGAGUCAAGAUCAGAUGAGAGAAAAUUUGCUUUGGAUAUUAAGUCAUCGAAUCCUGGUAAACGUUUAAUUCAUGUAUUUUCAGCUGUCAAUAGGAAAGAGAGAAAUGAAUUGUUAGCAGCGAUAAGUAAGAAUGCUCAACAAUAUCAACAAAUAAUGACUCAACAAAGAGCUAUUCAACAACAACAAGCUACAUAUUAUUUAAGUCAAGCUAGUGCACAAAAAUCAUCAACAUCAUAUGUAGAUCAAACUUUAAACUCAAAAGAAGUAAAUGUUACUCCUGUUGUUACAACACCACAAAAAAAGAGGUUAUCUGGUAGAUUUUCUAGAAAGACUGCCAUCAAAUCACCUCUGAAACCACUUUCGUUUGAAGAUUUUCCUCAUUCUGCUAAUAGUAGUUCACCAAGAGUAUUCAAUUUUAAUGAUGCUGACUGUGAGGCCUUUGGAUAUUCACCAACUAUUUAUCCGGCUAGUCAUCAAAACGACUCUUCAAAUAUGAAGUUUAGGAACAGGUCUUUAAGUCCAACUCCAUUGCAGUGUACAACACCAGAAGUUUAUCGUUCUAAACCAAAUUUUGCAUCUCGUUAUUCGGGACAUGAAGAUAAAGGAAGUCAAUUCGAUGGGCCUUUGUCAUAUACAAGACCGCUUUCCAAAUCUCAACCACAACUAGCCUAUUCAUAUGAUAAUAGAUAUUAUCAACGUGAUGAAUACACUCCAAGAUAUGAAAGUCAAAAUAACUACAGAUCUCCUGGUUAUGCUUCACAUUCACCGAUUGUCCCUAAAUAUGCAAAUUCAGCCUCAGCAGGAACACCUCAUACACCGAAUCGUAUUGUCCACUACAAUGAUGAUGAUGAAAAUGGUUAUGCUUACGACGGUGCUAAUUCAAAAAGUUUCAAAGUGGAUGGAGAUGAUUUAGUUUUAAAAAUCAAUUGUUAUAAUCCAGAGAAUCGUUCUAAAUCUCCAAGAACCACACAUUUAGUUCGUAUCAGUCAUGAAGAUAAUAGGGAAAAUAAUAACAGAAAGUAUUAA